Molecule: messenger RNA, 381 nt
Organism: Gigantopelta aegis
Lineage: Eukaryota; Metazoa; Mollusca; Gastropoda; Neomphalida; Peltospiridae
Product: late histone H2B.L4-like
Exons: 1
Coding region: 7-381 (124 amino acids)
Cellular component (GO): nucleosome
Molecular function (GO): protein heterodimerization activity; structural constituent of chromatin; DNA binding
Source: RefSeq, a predicted model, not a curated record
UUCAAAAUGCCCGGCAAAGUUGCAAGCAAGAAAGGCGAGAAAAAAAAGCUUGCCACCAAAUCUAAGGUUUCUACAGAUAAGAAAAAGAGAAGAAAGAACCGAAAGGAGAGCUAUUCCAUCUACAUCUACAAAGUUCUGAAGCAGGUACAUCCCGAGACCGGUAUCUCUAGUAAAGCUAUGAGCAUCAUGAACUCCUUUGUAAACGACAUCUUUGAGAGGAUUGCUACUGAGGCUUCUCGUCUUGCCCAGUACAACAAGAAAUCUACCAUUACUAGUCGGGAAAUUCAGACUGCUGUUCGUCUCUGGCUUCCUGGUGAGCUCUCCAAACAUGCUGUCUCUGAGGGUACUAAGGCUGUCACCAAAUACACCAGCAGCAAGUAA